Xyrauchen texanus (razorback sucker) is the source of this 1852-nucleotide messenger RNA. RefSeq names its product low density lipoprotein receptor adapter protein 1-B-like. The transcript has 9 exons. The record is from RefSeq and is a predicted model, not a curated record. NCBI's taxonomy places the organism in Eukaryota, Metazoa, Chordata, Actinopteri, Cypriniformes, Catostomidae. The coding region runs from base 178 to 1032 and encodes 284 amino acids.
UAAACGGAGUACCUCGCUGAUCCCUCACAGACGAGCAGCAGGACAGUAAAGGGUUAAUGUUACUGUACAGAUACAGAAGUGUCUGUCCAUUACUGGUUGCAUGCUUCUUUACUUUCUCCAUUUCCACAGCAGGCACCAAAGAAUAGCUCUGCACCUGCUCUCCAGACACCUUUCAGCAUGGAUGCGUUAAAAUCAGCCGGCAGAGCAAUAAUCAAAAGUCCUGGAGUUCCGCGGCACACAUGGGGAACCAAGCAUGAAAAGCUCCCAGAGAACUGGACGGACACCAAAGAGACACUCCUGGAAGGUAUGGUGUUCAAUGUGAAAUACCUGGGCAUGACUGUGGUUGGUCAACCUAAAGGAGAAGACAUGGCAGCGGCUGCCAUCAUGAGGAUCGUUACCACGGCUCGUGCCAGUGUAAAGAAGUUUAGAAAAGUGACCCUCAAUGUCUCCACAAAAGGAAUCAUCAUCUCAGACACAGAGACCAAUGACCUGAUUGAGGACGUUUCCAUUUACAGGAUUUCUUACUGCACAACAGAUAAAACUCAGGAUAAGGUCUUUGCCUAUGUCUCCCAAAGCCAAUUCAGUGAAACUCUGGAGUGCCAUGCCUUCCUAUGCCAAAAAAAGAAAAUAGCUCAGGCAGUGACUUUGACAGUAGCACAAGCUUUUAAAAUAGCUCUGGAUCUGUGGGAGAUCGCACAGGAAGACAAAAGUAAGAAAGGUCAAACAUGCUAUUCCUGUACAGACCCAGAGUCUCAGCCUGAAUCAGGACCAAACAGUGUUUCAGAGGAGAAGUCUCAGGCUUUGAUGGAGCACAAACUUAGGAAGCCCUUCUUGCCUGCCUUCCUUUCAGCAUCUCCACGCAGCAACACUAGGAGACGGCCAAUGAAGCAUGACUCCUGGGAUGUGGAAGAUUGCCUCGAUGAUGCAUUUUCAAGACUGGCAACAUCCCGCACCAGAACUGUGUCUGAUGAUCCAGCUGUGAGUCCAACAGAAGAAGAUCGUCUCUCUUUCAGCAGUGAGGACUCAGACUGAACAAACAUCAAUCUCGCCAGCCUAUCAUAAAAGUCCUCAGAACACAAUACAUCCCGGCACUUUACACAAAGUGCAUCUUAUGCCUCAGUGAUCGACUCACUUCUGGACUUCAGAAAAGACCACUGCCACAGUAUCUACACUUAGAACCGUGUGUACUACCUAACAACAUUACAAAGUCAACUGCAUAAAUGUGCAUGAUUUAACUAUAUGAUUAUUUAAUGGAAUAGUUCACCCAAAAAUGAAAAUUCUGACAUAAUUUACUCACCCUCUUGUUGUUCUAAACCUGUAUUAUUUUCUAUCUCAGUAGAACACAAAAAGAGUUAUUUAAAGAGUGUCCUGCCUACUCUUCCAUGCAAUGAAAGUAAAUGGGGAUUGUGACUUUUAAGGCCCAAAAAGGACAAAAAAGCACCAUAAAAGUAGCCCACACAACUCUUACGCUAUAUUUCAAAUCUAAUGAAGCCAUACAAUAGCUUUUCACAAGGAACAGAUGAAAAUAAAAACAUAUUAAUUGAAAACCAUGCUGUGGUCGCCUUUCACUUCGAUUGUAUAGAAAUGAACAGCUUGAACGAAAUUACUUCUUUCUUCUUCUUUUCAACAGAAGAUUGAAAGCCACCCAGGUUUGCAACAACAUGAGGGUGUAUAAUUGAUGACAGGAUUUAAAUUUUUGGGUGAACUGAAGUCUUGAAUGCCAAUGUACUCAUGUGAAAACACUAAGUUCAGGGUAAGGGUUUCUGACGGCAUACAACAAGUAUGAAAUGGCAUGUUGUUACAUUGUACUCAAGCAUCUGUGUAAGUAGAUUUGCUACAUAUAUAAUGUAAA